AUGACACAAUCAGCUCAACCCGACCAGGGUUCAUCCGAUCAAACAACUGCCGCACGACCAACAUCGGAUGCUAACUCUGUGGCACUGCCCGUCUCGCUUUCUUUCUCUUCCACCAUCUCCACCAUCUCUACCAGCGAAGUGCUCGACUCGUAUCAACCCAGCAACGCGGGGUCAGGUCUGCCUUAUCUCGACUCACUGCCAUCACUCGCUCCAUCGCGUAAUAGCCAGACACAGGCGACGGUACAACACCAAAGGGAGAGCAGAGCUUCCUCGGUCUUGUCGGCUGUAGCAUCGCCUCGUCUUGCUCCUCGUCCAUUCGAUUCUCCUUCACUCGCUCAUCUAACUCCCUCAAGGUCUUCGCUCGACGUGACUGCCGCUGCAGAGACAUCGACGCCCAAAGACGCGGGUCAAGAUUCGCCCACAAUAGCUAGAUCGACGUACGAUAGCCCAGACAUCUACAUCGACGUUCCUGGAAGCACCGCAUUCAAUCACGUCCAGGAGAACCAGAGGCUCGUCGCUGCCGACUCGCCAUCCACAUCCACUAAGCGCUUCUCCAAAGUCUUGCACGGCCUGGGCCUGUUUGGUUCUACUUCGAAGCGUAACUCGAGCCUCGUAAUGAAGAAGGCCUCUAAUCCUAAGCAUCUUCACAUCGAUACUUCGAUACCUGUGCAAGAUCCCGCUCACACCGAACAGCGCGGCAGUGCAGGCGGUCCCAGACUGUCGCCAAAGCCUCGAUCGGAAGCAGCAAGCCCUCUUCCUUCGCCUGGAGUUGUGUACAAGCCCCCCAUUGCACACCAUCUUGUAGGUGGGCUAGGUGUCAGUCAUGUACAGGGCCUUUCUUCAACGUCGAGCUUCGUAUCGCAAGAGGGCAAGUACCCCGCUGCACGAACCGACGCCUUUUCCACAGGUCUAGUACCUGUACUCAACAUUGACGAUUCGUCCAGCUCCAUCUACUCGCUCAAUAGCCCACGUCGACCGUACACCCCAGGCAGCUUCACAAAUGGACCUCGAACUCCCCUCUCUGCUACUGCUUCACCCUCUACUUCCUACUUUGAUGAGAAGAAGCUCGGAGGUGCAACUGCAUCCAUAAUCGAGGCGUCCCUAAACAGUUCGCCGUCAGCAACUGGCGCUACACACAAUAUCAAGAUGUGGGGCGACUACGAUGCCGAAUCGGAGCCGGACGACUACCUCCACGAGCCAGAUGCGGAAAAGUAUCGCAACGCAUCUAGUGCAAAGGAAAUGUUGUCACCGCGUGGCCUUCUCAACAUCGGAACGCUUACUGUCAUCGGUUUAGGCCUGAUUCUGCUGUUCGGUGGUUACCCCGUCAUCUCUUGGUUGUCUAGAUCCAAGGCGUCGACCAAAGGUGGCUUCAAUCUGGGCGGUGCCAACGCAACCGGCCAGGUGGCUGAUCUGAAAAUUGGCAGAGGCCUCAUCGAUCCGGAUACGCCCGAAAGUGUCAAGACGCGCACCACGCUCAAUGGCUCCGGUAAGAAGAUGAACUUGGUCUUUAGCGAUGAAUUCAAUCGCGAUGGGAGGAGUUUCUACCCUGGCGACGAUCCGUUUUGGACUGCGGUAGACCUGCAUUAUUGGGGAACAGAGAAUUACGAGUGGUACGAUCCCAGCGCUGUGACCACCGCGAAUGGGUCGUUAGUCAUCACGCUGGACGAGGUUCCGACGCACAACCUGAAUUUCAGGGGCGGAAUGCUGCAAUCCUGGAACCAAUUUUGCUUCACCGGUGGGUAUAUUGAGGUAUCCAUGGUGCUACCUGGUGCACCUGAUGUUGCUGGUCUGUGGCCGGCUGCUUGGACGAUGGGCAACCUUGGGCGUGCCGGGUACGGUGCUUCCACCGAUGGAAUGUGGCCAUACACGUACGACUCGUGCGAUGUUGGCACGCUUCCCAAUCAGACCUACGUCAACGGUACAGGACCGAUUGCUGCCCAAACAACGGGUGUCUACGUCGAGAAAUACGGUCCUUAUCUCUCCUACCUUCCCGGUCAGCGAUUGAGUCGAUGCACGUGCAACAGCUCGAAUGACCACCCUGGACCACGCCACGCCGAUGGCACGUGGGUUGGUCGCUCAGCGCCCGAGAUCGAUAUCAUCGAAGCUGCCGCUUCUCACACGCGUGGAUCGCGCGGUCACGCCUCCAUGUCUGCGCAGAUCGCCCCCUUCAACACGGGUUACAACCUCACAGACGGACCUGGCACCACCGAAUUUUUCUCCGACGAUGCAGCGCUCAACUCGUACACCGGCUCGCCCCUGCAACAAGCAGCAUCUGGUUUGGUUUAUACAAAGCGUGGCGCAUACCAAGAAACGCUGGGUCAAUUUUCGUCCUAUGGAUACGAAUACAAUCCGGGCUCCGACCCUGACUCUUACAUUCUCUGGACGCUGGACGGCGCACCAAUGUGGCAACUCAACUCGAAAGCGCUUGGUCCAGAUGCAGGCACCCAAAUCAGUCAACGACCUAUCCCGUACGAACCCAUGUACAUCCUGCUCAACCUGGGGAUCUCGUCGAGCUUCACCACGGUAGAUUGGCGUCAUCUGAAUUGGCCGGCGAAGAUGCUGGUCGAUUACGUGAGGGUUUGGCAAGUCGAGGGUGAGGAGAACAUCGGUUGCGAUCCGGAGAAUGCCCCGACUGCGGCGUACAUUGAAGCGCACAAAGAGGUGUAUUACAACGCUAACCUGACGACCUGGACAGAGCCGAAAGAAAAAGGAGGGUACGGUGCCAAGUUCCCGGGCAACUCGAUGCUUGGCCAGUGCUGA
Mycosarcoma maydis (corn smut) is the source of this 2760-nucleotide messenger RNA. Its product is annotated as putative glucan synthase subunit protein. Gene Ontology annotation, biological process: fungal-type cell wall organization; (1->6)-beta-D-glucan biosynthetic process. Gene Ontology annotation, cellular component: endoplasmic reticulum membrane; plasma membrane. Gene Ontology annotation, molecular function: glucosidase activity; protein binding. Lineage: Eukaryota; Fungi; Basidiomycota; Ustilaginomycetes; Ustilaginales. The transcript has a single exon. The coding region runs from base 1 to 2760 and encodes 919 amino acids. The record is from RefSeq and is a predicted model, not a curated record.